Ostrea edulis (European flat oyster) is the source of this 26127-nucleotide messenger RNA. RefSeq lists its product as uncharacterized. Gene Ontology annotation, biological process: DNA recombination; DNA integration; proteolysis. Gene Ontology annotation, molecular function: protein binding; cysteine-type peptidase activity; DNA binding. The record is from RefSeq and is a predicted model, not a curated record. The transcript is spliced from 29 exons. NCBI's taxonomy places the organism in Eukaryota, Metazoa, Mollusca, Bivalvia, Ostreida, Ostreidae. The coding region runs from base 3835 to 7836 and encodes 1333 amino acids.
ACAAGAGAGUUAUCCUUCCAGGUUAAAACAAUACAAAUUGUGCACUCUUGAAUGCAUAUGCAUUGCAUCAAUUGAAUUCUUUGAUUAACAUAGUGUGUAUAUGUGUAUCUUCUUUAUGGUAAUUAAUGCAAUAUGAGAAUAAAUUGAAUUGAAUUGUAAAAGUGAGCGAGCGCUAAACGAAUGCAAAGUGAAAGAAAAGUGUGACCAAUGAACUUGGUGAACUGUGGGCGAACACGGCCGCAGAGUAAAAGUGUCUCAAAUAAAUUUGGCCCAAUUGUUCUUUACGAAGAAGUCUAACAUUGAGAAAGAAGAGGUUUCGAUAGGACCGGUGGAAAUACAUCGGUAAAUACAUGUAAGAAACUAGUGUAGUUGGUAAUAUUCAGUCACGUCUCCUUUAUCAUAUUUCUUUCUUUUUUCCCGUGACCAACAUAUAAUAGUUACGUCAUUAAGGUAUGUAUGGGGGCCUAAUUGAAACCAUCUGUGAGGACUAUAGCAAAUAACUGCAUGUUACAGAAUUUAAAUUUACGAAAAAUGUAAAAAGACUAUUAAAGAGUAAAAUAAAAGUAGUGCAAAUUUUGAAUAUUGUAAAGGUAUCUAAAAAAUAUUCUGGUAAUGAAGACCAUUAGAAUUCCAUGAAAAGUGUUUAUGCUCUCUUGUGAAGAGAGCAUAAACGCUGUUAUUUCUAUAUUAAUAUAAAUAAUGUACUAGCAUAUAUUUAUAUGCUAGUACAUUAUUUAUAUUAAUAUAGAAAUAACAGCGAGAUACCGGUAUAUAAAACAAACUCCUGCAGUAAACAUAUGUAUAUAUAGAUAUCAUAUUUAAUGUUUAUAGUAUAUCAUUAAUAAUAUAUGAAUAACAUUCUAUACACGUCAAUGUGUACUAUUCCACUUGGCAAAAGAGCGACCAAUUGACCUAUUAACAAGGUACCCUGUAUUUGCUGAACAAUUCACUCUCAAUACAAUGAAAAUUAAAAAAAAGAAAGAAAAAAAAAAGAAUAUAAAAUAACAACAGCAGCUCCAUCAAGUACUCAUAUAGAGAGUGUUAGUCAUGCAAACAGGUAACUGCAUAUCCCCAGGACUGAGCAUGAGCAAGACUUCCCCUAACUUCAGGUAGUCGCAGAUCACAAAGUGAUUUUCAACAUCAAAAAUAUGAGUUGGAUUCCAUAACCUUACAAAAUCAUUUUCCCUCUAUAUCCAGAUGUAGAAAACACCCCCUUAACUGUCCCUGUUUCGUAUGCACGGAGAGAAAUACAGGUGUCCUUUUGACAGGUUGGGCCAAGGACCUCCCAUAAUUCCAGAAUGAUCUAGGUCAACAAGAGUUCCAUAAGAGGGGGCAUAUCCCCUUGCAAUGAGUGUCUAUGAGCUUUUUUCAUAAUGUCUGGUAGUUACUUUAACCUUUGGACCCCAAAAUCAAAAGGGGUUUUCCUGUGUUGAUAACAAAUUUACAUAGUCGAACAAAAAUUGUGGCCUCUAGAGCGUCGAAAAGCUUUUUCUAUGAAGUUCUGUGGUGACUUUGACCUUUGAUUCCAAAAAUCAACGGUCUUCUACUUCUUUUGAUAACAAAGCUACAUGUAAAGCAUCAAAUCAACCAAGCAAAAAUAUGUCCUCUAGAGACCAGUGUUACACACACACAUACGAACACACUAACAUACACACAAUAACACAUGCAUAAUUAUAAAAUUAAUAUUGACGUUAACUUUAUUGUUUUGAUCUGUAGUGCACAAUUCAUUGAUUUAGGUACGUAUUGAGUCUCCUAUAAAAUUUGGCAAAGUAAAAAAAAAUGAUUAAAAAAACCCGCCCACCCCAAAAUAGUAAAUGGAAACACUAACUGAUGGCUAUGCUUUCAAACGUUUCGGUAGCAGAAACAAGUCAUUACUGACCUUUGACCCUACUAAGACCUUGAAAUUGUGACCUACACUCUUAAACGUAUAUAUAUUCAUGUGUUAUAGCGUGAAACAAUAUUUUUAAUUUGUACGAAAUUACAACGACUCAUAUAAUCGCAAAAUUAACAUUAAUAUUUAGAUACGUGUUGUAUUGAGUAACAAAAUGGUAUUACGGAAAUAGAAGGUCUAACAACAUAAAGCAUCCAAUACUUUCCCGUAUACGCAAAGUUAAAUUGGUGGAGGGUACCAUAUAUUUUUUGUCAUGUUUUUCAAUGUUAUCUUAAUGUGUUUUUUGGGGGGGUUGGGGGGUUGGAAAACAAACACAAAGCACUCAACUGCAAAUGUUGGAAAUUAUGAAAAUAAGUUUAAGAUUGUUUUCAAAAAAGAAGAAAAAACCCACAUGAGCCAAACUUGUAUUCCUAUCGAAAUCCUUCUUCACAAGCGGUCGGACGAUGAUUAGAAAAGCUCACGUGAAAGCUCUACCGUUUUGACGGAAGACCUUAAAAAUAAAGCCGGAUGCUUACGCUGCAAAAUACACCUGUACAAUGCAUUCAGUGUUAUUUGUUAUAUUGAAUAGAGUACAACUUGAGAAGCGAAAAUACAGUCUUAGCAAUAAUACCACGGGGAGCAUGUAUACCAAGUUUCGUAAUCAGUCUCAUUAGUACUUUAAUUUUUUCCGUCACGAUUAACCAUGAAAGUUUGACAUUGAGAAGUUAAGGCAUUUUCCUCUCACCAUAGGGAACAUGUGUAUCAGGUUUGAUUAUCUUUGCCUGUGUAAUACUCUUUUUAUUCUUCCCACAAAGUGCUGAUGGAUGAACACACACACACACACACACACACAGAGAGAGAGAGAGAGAGAGAGAGAGAGAGAGAGAGAGAGAGAGAGAGAGAGAGAGAGAGAGAGAGAAAGAGAGAGAGAGAGAGGGGGGGAUAUCAUAAUACUAGUAUCAUACAUUCCGUCUUUGAGGGUGCAUUUAAUUUGAUUUUUCUAGCCCUUUUAGUAUUGUUUUAAUCUGUUUUGUGCUAAUAGAAUUCUAAUAAUUUGAUAUUGACAUUUGACGCAUAUAGACUAUGAUGUUUCAACAUGUUUAAUUAUAAUAGCUUUGCUAGUACUGUUUCUAUCUUGUUUCGUGCUUGUGAUAUAGAACUAUCCCCGUCUGUAAGUUUGACAAUAGCCUUUGACCUUCCAUAGUUAUGGUAAAGAUAUAUGUACCGAGUGUAAUAUGAUCCUAGCUCGAUAAGAGUUCUGUUUUAUCUUAUUCAAAAGGAACGAGCAGAUAAAGGAAAUAACAGCUAGAUGCUCCAUACUAUAUCGUCUAUAAUGGGCGUAUAUUCAAGUUAUAUGGAUGAAAACAUACGGUUUAUAAUAUUUUAGUUUUGAAUGAAAUAUAUAGAGUAUCUGAAUUGUGUUACCGUUAUUAAGAACUAAAAGGAUAAGGUUAUCUAAUUUACAGCAAACCUGAUUAAAACUUGUUCCCUAAUAAAUAAUAUAUGCUAUUUUGUUUAGCAAUAUCAAAUGAAAACACAGCUAGUCCCAAAAACAAAUUUGAAAAGGAGGAUAGAAUGGAGGGGGGGGGGGGUAGAAAAAAGAUUUUUUUUAAGAUGAUAAACUUAUCAUUUAAUUCCAAAUGCAUUCACAGCGCAUGCGUUGAGGAUGUGUGACUGAACAGGAAAUUCCAAAUAUUCAAUGACCUUUCACUCAAUUUGCUCCAAAAGCGACGGCAGUGAAAAUUCUUAGCUAUCAUCUUGUGCAAUCGCAAUCGUCUUCAAUAAUUUUUGCUUUUGUUUACUAAUCAUUUCGAUUAUAUUUCAGUUUGGAUAUAUAUUGCUUUUAAAAUUGUGCUAAUAUAUGUGUGCUUUUAUUGUGAAAUUUCAUAUCAGUGGUUGAUUUUGCUGUUUUCUUCGUUCUGUGAAUUUAUUUUUCAGUUGGAAUUUCUUUAUUUCUGGAAACGAUGGCAGAAAGAGCAUCCAACAACCAGAGAACUCAGAUCGGAUCAGAGCCAGUUCAAUCCACACGACUGCGAUGCCAACAAAGGAUGGUCAGUGACUGUGGAUAUGACGCAAGAAAAGAAGCAGAGGAAUUCAUCCGAGAGAAGAAGGACAAGAAAUGCCUACAAGUUCGUUUCAUUGAUGAUGUCAUUGGGAAAGGUGUUUUUGCAUUAAGAGACUUUUCUAAAGGAGAAUUUUUGCUGGAGUAUGAAGGAGAGCUUCUUAAUUUCAAGGAAGGAUCUAGGAGAAUGAAGGAGUAUCCACAACACCUAGGAAGUUACAUUUACUUGUUUAAUUUCAAGAACAAGAAAUUUUGGAUUGAUGGAACAUUUUCCAAGCAAACUGGAAAAUUUGUGAAUGAUGCAGAGAAAAUGGCGAAAGAAAAUAAUUCCGUCAUGAAAUUAAUGGAGGUAGACGGGAAUCCUCACCUUGCCCUUUUUUCUACCAGGAAGAUUUUUAAAGGCGAGGAGAUUUGUUAUGAUUAUGGAGAAAAAAACCUGCCAUGGAGGAAAAAGAAACAAAGAAAUAGAGCUGAAAAGAAAGAAGAUGUUAAGAUAAAGGAUUGUACAGUGGUGUUAGAAAAAUUAGAUUUGAGAUCCUUAAGAAUUGACAAAGAUAAAGUUUCCCAGCAAGUUGAUGAGAUUUGGUCGCAAUCAGCAACAACAGAUUUUGUUUUAGGAAAUGUCCAUGGAAUCAACAUCACUGACCGUGAUAUUAGAUCCCUUCAAGGAAAUGAAUGGCUUACAGAUCAGGUCAUUGAUGGAUAUUUAAAGAUCCUGUGUGAAGCAGAGAUGGAUAAGGGAAGGCUGGUUAUGCAUAUUCCAGUGCAGACCAUGACUUCCAUAUGUACAGGAAAGCAGUCAUCGCAUUCCAGGAAAAUAUUUUCCAAACACGUCCUAACCUACUAUGAAACCAUUUUGGGAGUGUGUCAUCUGAGAGGAUCCCAUUGGAUUCUUGUGAUUUUGGAUCCCUGCGAAGAAAAGUUUUAUUUCUUUGAUUCUUUGGGGUAUUCAGAGAAAAUGGCCACACAGAUUAUGCAUCAUUGGAGUGAAUUUCUCAGCAAGAGGCCUUUGGAGAAACAAAUUUUAUGGAGAUUGUGCCAGAGAGAUUCAUCCCUACAAACAGAUGCCUACAAUUGUGGGGUGUUUUCAGUCAUGUUUGCAGAUAGAUUUUUGACAAAGCUACCUCUAACUGGCAUUACUCCUGUUGAUUUACAACUACAGAGAAGACGUGUUGCAGAAAAACUACUACGCUAUGAAGUGAAUUUGAAAAAUGCUUGCCCAUGCUGUGGACUAGAAAUUCACAAUGAAGAGAAGAUUUCAUGCAUUUCCUGUGGAAGAAAUUUUCAUAAAAAGAGUUUUUGUGUCGGAGAAGAAAAUAUUACGGAUGAUAUUAUGAACAUACUUUGCAGAGGAUGCAAUCAAAAAUUGAAGUUAAUGAAACACUCAAAGACAGAGACAACAGAAUCUUCUCUCUAUUUAGAUAAACAGGAUUCCAAAGAAGAAGAGAAUCUGGAUCUUGGUUCUGAGGAGAUGACCGAAACCUGCAACGAGAUCAAUAACCAGGAUUUCAAAGAAGAAACUGAAGAAGAGAAACUAGAUCUUGGUUCUGAGGAGACGACCGGAACCUGCAAGGAGAAAGAUAACCAGGAUUUCAAAGAAGAAACUGAAGAAGAGAAACUAGAUCUUGGUUCUGAGGAGACGACCGGAACCUGCAAGGAGAAAGAGGUGAAUGAUGCAGCUAAAAAAAAGAAACCAUAUAGGCCAUGCCCAUUUUGUGAUAUUCAACAGUCUGCUUUGACUAGACACAUACAGAAAUGUCACAGAGGAGAAGAGGAGGUGAAAGCAGCAAUGAAUUUGCCAGGACCAGAAAGGCGGCAAGCUUUCAAAAACAUGAAAAGAAAGGGAAUUUAUCAGCAUAAUGCUCAAGUAAUGAAGUCAAAAGAAUUGGAUAUUCAAUCGGUGUCGGAGCUUAUAAGAGAAAGAAAUACGGGUACCUGCUUAUCAACUACCACAUUGGUCAUGUGUUCUCUGUGCAAGGCGUUUCUAAAAAAGACAAAUUUAUAUCGCCAUAAAAGAUUGUGUAAAGGUGCAGAGGAGACAACAACACCUCCCACGGGAAUAUCAUUGAAAGUGCUUAAGGAAGUAGAGUAUCCUGUAAAGUAUCACCAAUUUCUUGAAAAAUUUCACACAGAUGAUGUUGGAGAAACCAUUAAAGGAGACACAUUUAUCAAAGAAUUUGGGUUCAUGGAGUUUCAAUCACUCGAAGGAACAACCAUUAAAUUGGCAGAAAAGCUCAAUACUUUGAGAUCAAAACUUAGGCGACUUGCCAGACUUUUCAUUUACUUUAAAACUGUUGCCUCAGAGGCUGGAGUUGAGGUCAAAGGUUGUGAUGACAUGUUCUGUGUUAAAGGAAUUAAAUUACUAAGCACAGCAGUAAAUGGUAUGACACAGGACUCUGAAGGUGACAUUAAAAGUGGUCUGAAGCUUGGAUUGAGAUCAUUAAUAUUAGAAGUGAGUAACUCCAUAUAUGCUACUCAGAUGCUGAUGCAAGAAGAGGAUAAGGCUCUGGAUGUAGAAAAAUUUCAGAAAGUCCUGAAGAUAAGAUGGAAGUCAUUUUUUGAUUCCGCACAAGAAGCUAUUUUAAAGAAAAGACAAAAUGAAUCUCGUGAUCCUAAACACCUUCCCACCCUUGAAGAAAUACGAAACCUAGGAAGAUUCACAAAAAGCAAUAUAAAAGAACUUGUGAAAAAUAACAUGUAUUCACAAAUGGAUCAAAAUUCAUUUUGCAGACUGAGGAAUAUCAUAGCUUGUCGUCUUACUUUAUUCAAUGCAAGGCGAGGAGGGGAAGCUGCCAGACUCACUAUUGCAGAAUUGAAUGAUGGUUUAAGUGGAAAAUGGGUCGAUAAGUCACUCAUACAGAAAUGCGAUGAUGACGAUGACAUUAAAAAAAUGUCGUGUGAAAUCAAAUUAUCCUAUCUUCAUUCAUCAAAAAAGACCCAGUUGGUACCAGUUAUAAUGCCAGAGGACUGCUGGCAGGGUUUAAAAAUGUUAUCAGAUAGUGAUCAUAGAAAGUCAGCUGGCGUACAUUCAACAAAUGAAUUUGUAUUUGCGAAUACAGAGGGUUCAAUUGACCAUGUGAGUGGAUGGCAGUGUGUCCGUGGUGUGUUUGAUAAAGCCGGUAUUUCUCGGUAUAUUACAGCCACGGGCAUGAGACAUUAUGUUGCCACACUCUAUGCAGCAGAAGAUGUUUCUGAGGAGGACAGAGACUUUUUUAUACUGAAACAUUUAGGGCAUUCAAGGUUUACAAAUGAAAAUAUAUACCAGAGCCCUCCUGGUAUAAGAGAACUGAUGACUGCAGGAAAGUUCCUCUUAAAGGUAGAUCAGGGUGAUGAAAAAGAUACAGAAGAGGACAGAGACCAUGCCAAUUUUAGUAUGAAAAAGGAAUUGUCAACAAAUGAUUAUGAGAAUGAUAUAGAAGUGGAAAAAGAUUGUGACAAUUUUAGUGUGAAAGAGGAAUUGUCAACAAAUGAUGCAAAAAGGAAACGAAAUAGAGAAGAUUCCUGUACACCUCAAUUCACAAAGAAAUCAAGAAAGGAACUACCGGAUGAGGAGGAUGAAUCAGAUUCAUCAGAUGAUGUUGUUGAUCCAGAAACCAUUAAAGAAAUAAGCAGUGAGCUUGAUUUUGAUUCUAAACCUAAAAGUCAGCGGCACACUUGGACAGAAGAAGAGGACAGAAAUGUAACAGAGUUUUUUGCAGAGGAAAUAAAAGAUGUAACUCAAAAAGGAAAUAAGGGAUCACUAAACAUCAAAAAUAAAAUGAAGAGGUUUAUUCAGCAAUACCCAGAAUUUCUGAAGGACUAUGAAGUUUCUAAACGAAAAUUCAUGAUAAGAGUGAAAAUCUUAAACUGCAGAAGAAGGAAAAGGGAGGUGUUUUUCCACAAUCUGGAGAAUAUUGCUCAGUAAAAAAAAAAUACAUGAUGGAGUAUAUAACCAUGAGGAAAAAUGACAAAGUCAACACAUAUGAAGAUGACUGGACAUGCAGCAGUCUUUUCAGCUACACAAAUGGGGUGUUGUUUGAGUGGUAGUACCUUUGUUCUAAGAAGCAUAUUGAUACAAAGCAGCACACUUUUUAUCUAACACACACUAGAAAACAACUACUCAUUAAAAUCAUCACAAAUAUUCUUUAUCGAAAAGAUAUUCAUGGUGACAAAAAUACCUUCUAUUCUAUAUACCCAGCAAAUCUUUCAACAACAGUCAUCUUAGCUUCACAUCUACAUUUCUUCAUCUAUUGUCUUUGAGAUUUGAAAUCUGGGUGUAGGUGGAGUGGUAGUACCUUUGUUCUACACUGGUCCACACACCACACUCACAUUUCAGACUCUUAUCUAAGACACAUCACAUUUCUCACUAACAGCUUUUCAACAACACAACUCUUCAACUAAUACUAUAUUAUAUAAAUCAUCACAAUUUAUGUACCCCGACCCUGCAAAUAAAGUUAAAGGGGAUAUACUGGAAUCACCUUGUCCGUCAGACAUUCUGUCUAUAGAUAUGAUUGCCCAGAUGAUAUCAGUAACACCAAUGAACAGAUUUGAUUAAAACUUUAUGUAUAUCUUAUAUGAAUAUUGAAGUUGCGCACCUGCUAUUUUGAAUGCGAUUUUUUAAUGUGAGGUCGAUGGAUGGCUGCAGUUUCAUUUUGGUAUAUGUAGUUAUCAUCUUGAAAAUGGUGAGCAGUUAUAGGCCAUACAAAUUGUCAACUAUUUGAAUCAUUAAACUCGUGCAUGCCCCACAACUAGGAUUCAAGCUUUAUGGUGUCCAAAUUGUUUUUUCAAUCUCCAGGUUUUCUCCAGAUUAGAAUACCAUACCAACUUCUACUUUACAUUCAUCACUAAAGACUAAUUUUUUUUCAAAUUGCAGUUACCGUUUUGUGUCUAUGCAAUUUACUAGGUAUUUUUAAAUAUUCUCAAUGCAAAUUCCAAAGUCCUUUUUUACAACACACUUGUGAUAUCCUUCCUCAUAUAUUUUUCUCAGGACAUUUAUUUGGACACAGGUCUAGUUCUUAACUUGCUAAAAAUUGAAGAGAUUUCCUGAGGUUGGCAUUUUCCAACACCUCCAAGCCUUCAUGAAUCAGUACGCUAAGUAAGCAGAGAUGGUCUUCCGCUUUGAUCAUGGUUGUAUUCAGUUCCUCAAUCUUUUAAUUGAUUUAGAACACCAUAAAUAGUGGGAAGGGAAUGUCCCAUAUGCAAUAUCUGAUCACUUUAAUUUUGCUGUAUUUAAUUCAGCUAUAACUGGCAUUUUUCUCUGCCAAUGUCAACUCUUAAUUUCCAUUUUGGAACUCAAAACAAUCGAUUAUGAAUAGCAUAGCAGAUGACUUGAAGUUUCUGGAAACCCAGAUAAGUGAACUUAAAAAUUUGCAUCAUAACUCUCACUUUGUGAAUUAAGAGGGAUAACUUAUUUACAGAGAAAAACCAUAACGAACUUGCAACUUUUAAUGCAUAAAUGUAAUGACAGCAGAAAUUAUCUUCACGACUAUACUUAAUUGCUUUCAAGAAUCUUCACAUCAAAAGGAUAUGUGUUUAUUCUUCAAUGAGCACAAAUUCACUAUUUCCCACCAUCCAGUGUGCCCUGUAGGAGUAUUUGUCCUGUUAGGACAGUUCUAGUUUCUAUCUAAAACACAAGAAAAACAUACAAGAAAAAUACUUGUGUGUGAUUUUAUCCAAAUCCCAACUUCUACAUUUAGUAAGCAUCACCCCCUCCCCCCAACCCCCCACCCCCAUCUCCAAAAAUCUUACAGAAAAUACUACAAUAACCAUUUCCAUUGCAACAGACUUUUUCAACACAGAUAGCAACAAUCUUUUCAGCUACAAAUCUACAUGACUUCCAUCAGGUUUCUUAGAGGUUUGAAAUUGGGGUGUAGGUAGAGUGUUUUUUCUACACUUGUCCACAAACCACACUCACAUUUCAAACUCUUAUAGAUUUAAAACACAUCACCACAUGUCCUCACACAAACAGCACAAUAAAAAGCAGUCUUUUCAGCAACACAACUUCCAAAACCAUUAUAUAUUCACCCAAAGCAAGACAACUUACAUUUCCAACUCAUAUCGCAAACACAUCACGUCUCCUCGCACAAAUAGCACUAUAAUGACACCCUUAUCAGCAACACAUUUCUAUCACCAGCAAAAAACCAUGUGUGUCAUUUUAUUCAACACGCAUCACAAAAAAAUUUCACACAGAAGAUCGAUACUACAAUAACCAUUUCCUUAGCAACACUUUUUACACAGUAACAAUCUUUUCAGCUACACAUCUACAUGACUUCCAUAGAGUUUCUUAGAGGUUUGAAAUCAGGGUGUAAGUGGAGUGGUAGUACCUUUGUUCUACACUGGUCCACACACCACACUCAGGCCAUUUUUAAAAGAAUGUUUGUUUCCCCUCCCCCGGGUCUGACUUUUGAAACAGACCAGGCAGGCAGGUGUGCUAUGAAAAAGCAGCUCAGAGCACCGAUAGUCAUUUUCAAUAUUGUACAUCAGAAGAAGAGUAUGCCAUGUAUUGGUUGAGCUUGUUUUUAUGUUGGUCACUGGAUUGACAUGUCUGCUGGCAUUUAUAAUUCAUAUUCUUGGACAUGUUAGUGUGAAUGCACUUCGUGGAUGCAAUAUUUUGGUUUACGUUAUGAAUACCUACUUCGACACAUUACAUCUUUUCAAAGAAAAGAUUGAAAACAAAAACAUUUAUUCUUGACUUAAUUAGUAGAAACAGAUGUACAUAAUAACAUAUCAGAAAUGUACUUAUUAAAAAAUAACUUAUUUGUUCAUGAAAACCUGGCUCGAAGUCAAGCUGUUUGUUAGCUUGGCCGACACAGUGACAGAGACCUCGUCUAACUUAUCUAUGUUGUGAUCAUCAUUUGUGGUGAAAUCAUUCAGCACGUCGUUCCAGGAACAACUUUUAGAGUAACUGUAAAGUCAAUUUACCACUAUCGGACCACUUUUGAUGUUUGUAUUUUAUUCUUACAGUAGACGACAAAGCAAUCUUCAUGUCACCCAUCUUUGAGAGAUAAAUUCCGGCGACUUCCAAAAAUAGCGAAAGUAAAAUUUGGAAUGGACACGAUUUUUGUUCCAGAAAUAAAAAUAAAAUGAGCGAUUUUUUGGUAAAAAAAAAAAUUGGAUCCCGCCGGAGGAGGGGAAACAAACAUUUUUAUUUUUAGCCUCACAUUUCAAACUCUUAUAGAUCUAAGACACAUCACCACAUCUCCUCACACCAACAGCACAAUAAAAAGCAGUCUUUUCAACAACUCAACCAUCCAAGUCAUUUUAUAUUUACCCAAAGCAAUACAACUUACAUUUCCAACUCGUAUUUAAAACACGUCACAUCUCCUCACAAAAACAGCACAAUAAAAACAGCCUUAUCAGCAACACAACCACCAAGCAAUUGACUUUUUUAAGAUAUUUAAAACGAAUCGCCACAUAUCCUCACACAAACAGCACUAUAACAACAUUAUCAGCAACACAUUUCUAUCAGUAUCAUCAACACAUUUCUAUCAGCAACACAUUUCUAUCACCAGCACAUCUCUAUCAUCAGCACAUCUCUAUCACCAGCACAUCUCUAUCAUCAGCACAUCUCUAUCACCAGCACAUCUAUCACCAGCACAUCUCUAUCAUCAGCACAUCUCUAUCAUCAGCACAUCUCUAUCAUCAGCACAUCUCAAACAAACAGCCCAACUUUUGAUCUAACACACACACACACACACAAACCAUGUGCGUGAUUUUAUUCAACACUCCUCACAAAAAAACUUUACAUGGAAAAUACUACAAUAACCAUAUCCUUAACAACACAAACAUAGCAACAAUAUUUUUAGCUACACAUUUACAUGUCUUCCAUCAGGUUUCUUAAAGGUUUGAAAUCUGCAUGGGUGUAGGUGGAGUGGUAGUACCUUUGUUCUACACUGGUCCACACACCACACUCACAACCUCAUAAAAGUAUAUAUCCUUAGAUUUAUAUACAUUUACUUAAAGCAGUACAAGUUUUUUAUCUAAUACUGUAAAACACACAAGAAAAACCAUAUACAAGAAAAUACUUUGAAGGAAAGGAUCGCAAAAACUUCUGAUACAAAAGGUACUACCCUUACUAUCCCAUAUCUCCUCCCACAAGUAAAACUACAUACAUAUCAUGAGAUGACCAUAUACUACAACCACAAGCAGCAAGACGAUGACCACAGACUACAACCACAAGCAGCCAGAAGAUGACCACAGACUACAACCACAAGCAGCCAGAUGAAGACUGCAGACUACAACCACAAGCAGCCAGAUGAUGACCACAGACUACAACCACAAGCAGCCAGAUGAUGACCACAGACUACAACCACAAGCAGCCAGAUGAUGACCACAGACUACAACCACAAGCAGUCAGGAGAUGACCACAGACUACAACCACAAGCAGCCAGAUGAUGACCACAGACUACAACCACAAGCAGCCAGGAGAUGACCACAGACUACAACCACAAGCAGCCAGACGAUGACCACAGACUACAACCACAAACAGCCAGACGAUGACCACAGACUACAACCACAAGCAGCCAGGAGAUGACCACAGACUACAACCACAAGCAGCCAGACGAUGACCACAGACUACAACCACAAGCAGCCAGACGAUGACCCAGACUACAACCACAAGCAGCCAGACGAUGACCACAGACUACAACCACAAGCAGCCAGGAGAUGACCACAGACUACAACCACAAGCAGCCAGAUGAUGACCACAGACUACAACCGCAAGCAGCCAGAUGAUGACCACAGACUACAACUACAAGCAGCCAGAUGAUGACCACAGACUACAACCACAAGCAGCCAGACGAUGACCCAGACUACAACCACAAGCAGCCAGAUGAUGACCACAGACUACAACCACAAGCAGCCAGGAGAUGACCACAGACUACAACCACAAGCAGCCAGACGAUGACCACAGACUACAACCACAAGCAGCCAGAUGAUGACCACAGACUACAACCACAAGCAGCCAGGAGAUGACCACAGACUACAACCACAAGCAGCCAGGAGAUGACCACAGACUACAACCACAAGCAGCCAGACGAUGACCACAGACUACAACCACAAGCAGCCAGAUGAUGACCACAGACUACAACCACAAGCAGCCAGGAGAUGACCACAGACUACAACCACAAGCAGCCAGAUGAUGACCACUGACUACAACCGCAAGCAGCCAGAUGAUGACCACAGACUACAACUACAAGCAGCCAGAUGAUGACCACAGACUACAACCACAAGCAGCCAGACGAUGACCCAGACUACAACCACAAGCAGCCAGAUGAUGACCACAGACUACAACCACAAGCAGCCAGGAGAUGACCACAGACUACAACCACAAGCAGCCAGACGAUGACCACAGACUACAACCACAAGCAGCCAGAUGAUGACCACAGACUACAACCACAAGCAGCCAGACGAUGACCACAGACUACAACCACAAGCAGCCAGAUGAUGACCACAGACUACAACCGCAAGCAACCAGAUGAUGACCACAGACUACAACUACAAGCAGCCAGAUGAUGACCACAGACUACAACCACAAGCAGCCAGGAGAUGACCACAGACUACAACCACAAGCAGCCAGACGAUGACCACAGACUACAACCACAAGCAGCCAGAUGAUGACCAAAUACUACAACCACAAAGCAGUCAGGAGAUGACCACAGACUACAACCACAAGCAGCCAGGAGAUGACCACAGACUACAACCACAAGCAGCCAGAUGAUGACCACAGACUACAACCACAAGCAGCCAGACGAUGACCACAGACUACAACCACAAGCAGUCAGGAGAUGACCACAGACUACAACCACAAGCAGCCAGACGAUGACCACAGACUACAACCACAAGCAGCCAGAUGAUGACCACAGACUACAACCACAAGCAGCCAGGAGAUGACCACAGACUACAACCACAAGCAGCCAGAUGAUGACCACUGACUACAACCGCAAGCAGCCAGAUGAUGACCACAGACUACAACUACAAGCAGCCAGAUGAUGACCACAGACUACAACCACAAGCAGCCAGACGAUGACCCAGACUACAACCACAAGCAGCCAGACGAUGACCACAGACUACAACCACAAGCAGCCAGGAGAUGACCACAGACUACAACCACAAGCAGCCAGACGAUGACCACAGACUACAACCACAAGCAGCCAGAUGAUGACCACAGACUACAACCACAAGCAGCGAGGAGAUGACCACAGACUACAACCACAAGCAGCCAGAUGAUGACCACAGACUACAACCGCAAGCAACCAGAUGAUGACCACAGACUACAACUACAAGCAGCCAGAUGAUGACCACAGACUACAACCACAAGCAGCCAGGAGAUGACCACAGACUACAACCACAAGCAGCCAGACGAUGACCACAGACUACAACCACAAGCAGCCAGAUGAUGACCAAAUACUACAACCACAAAGCAGUCAGGAGAUGACCACAGACUACAACCACAAGCAGCCAGGAGAUGACCACAGACUACAACCACAAGCAGCCAGAUGAUGACCACAGACUACAACCACAAGCAGCCAGACGAUGACCACAGACUACAACCACAAGCAGUCAGGAGAUGACCACAGACUACAACCACAAGCAGCCAGACGAUGACCACAGACUACAACCACAAGCAGCCAGGAGAUGACCACAGACUACAACCACAAGCAGCCAGAUGAUGACCACUGACUACAACCGCAAGCAGCCAGAUGAUGACCACAGACUACAACUACAAGCAGCCAGAUGAUGACCACAGACUACAACCACAAGCAGCCAGACGAUGACCCAGACUACAACCACAAGCAGCCAGAUGAUGACCACAGACUACAACCACAAGCAGCCAGGAGAUGACCACAGACUACAACCACAAGCAGCCAGACGAUGACCACAGACUACAACCACAAGCAGCCAGAUGAUGACCACAGACUACAACCACAAGCAGCGAGGAGAUGACCACAGACUACAACCACAAGCAGCCAGAUGAUGACCACAGACUACAACCGCAAGCAACCAGAUGAUGACCACAGACUACAACUACAAGCAGCCAGAUGAUGACCACAGACUACAACCACAAGCAGCCAGGAGAUGACCACAGACUACAACCACAAGCAGCCAGACGAUGACCACAGACUACAACCACAAGCAGCCAGAUGAUGACCAAAUACUACAACCACAAAGCAGUCAGGAGAUGACCACAGACUACAACCACAAGCAGCCAGGAGAUGACCACAGACUACAACCACAAGCAGCCAGAUGAUGACCACAGACUACAACCACAAGCAGCCAGACGAUGACCACAGACUACAACCACAAGCAGUCAGGAGAUGACCACAGACUACAACCACAAGCAGCCAGACGAUGACCACAGACUACAACCACAAGCAGCCAGGAGAUGACCACAGACUACAACCACAAGCAGCCAGACGAUGACCACAGACUACAACCACAAGCAGCCAGACGAUGACCACAGACUACAACCACAAGCAGCCAGACGAUGACCACAGACUACAACCACAAGCAGCCAGACGAUGACCACAGACUACAACCACAAGCAGCCAGACGAUGACCCAGACUACAACCACAAGCAGCCAGACGAUGACCACAGACUACAACCACAAGCAGCCAGGAGAUGACCACAGACUACAACCACAAGCAGCCAGACGAUGACCACAGACUACAACCACAAGCAGCCAGAUGAUGACCACAGACUACAACCACAAGCAGCCAGGAGAUGACCACAGACUACAACCACAAGCAGCCAGAUGAUGACCACUGACUACAACCGCAAGCAGCCAGAUGAUGACCACAGACUACAACUACAAGCAGCCAGAUGAUGACCACAGACUACAACCACAAGCAGCCAGACGAUGACCCAGACUACAACCACAAGCAGCCAGAUGAUGACCACACACUACAACCACAAGCAGCCAGGAGAUGACCACAGACUACAACCACAAGCAGCCAGACGAUGACCACAGACUACAACCACAAGCAGCCAGAUGAUGACCACAGACUACAACCACAAGCAGCCAGAAGAUGACCACAGACUACAACCGCAAGCAGCCAGAUGAUGACCACAGACUACAACCGCAAGCAGCCAGAUGAUGACCACAGACUACAACUACAAGCAGCCAGAUGAUGACCACAGACUACAACCACAAGCAGCCAGGAGAUGACCACAGACUACAACCACAAGCAGCCAGACGAUGACCACAGACUACAACCACAAGCAGCGAGACGAUGACCACAGACUACAACCACAAGCAGCCAGACGAUGACCACAGACUACAACCACAAGCAGCCAGACGAUGACCACAGACUACAACCACAAGCAGCCAGAUGAUGACCAAAUACUACAACCACAAAGCAGUCAGGAGAUGACCACAGACUACAACCACAAGCAGCCAGGAGAUGACCACAGACUACAACCACAAGCAGCCAGACGAUGACCACAGACUACAACCACAAGCAGCCAGACGAUGACCACAGACUACGACCACAAGCAGCCAGGAGGUGACCACAGACUACAACCACAAGCAGCCAGACGAUGACCACAGACUACAACCACAAGCAGCCAGACGAUGACCCAGACUACAACCACAAGCAGCCAGACGAUGACCACAGACUACAACCACAAGCAGCCAGAUGAUGACCACAGACUACAACCACAAGCAGCCAGACGAUGACCACAGACUACAACCACAAGCAGCCAGACGAUGACCACAGACUACAACCACAAGCAGUCAGGAGAUGACCACAGACUACAACCACAAGCAGCCAGACGAUGACCACAGACUACAACCACAAGCAGCCAGGAGAUGACCACAGACUACAACCACAAGCAGCCAGACGAUGACCACAGACUACAACCACAAGCAGCCAGACGAUGACCACAGACUACAACCACAAGCAGCCAGACGAUGACCACAGACUACAACCACAAGCAGCCAGACGAUGACCACAGACUACAACCACAAGCAGCCAGACGAUGACCCAGACUACAACCACAAGCAGCCAGACGAUGACCACAGACUACAACCACAAGCAGCCAGGAGAUGACCACAGACUACAACCACAAGCAGCCAGACGAUGACCACAGACUACAACCACAAGCAGCCAGAUGAUGACCACAGACUACAACCACAAGCAGCCAGGAGAUGACCACAGACUACAACCACAAGCAGCCAGAUGAUGACCACUGACUACAACCGCAAGCAGCCAGAUGAUGACCACAGACUACAACUACAAGCAGCCAGAUGAUGACCACAGACUACAACCACAAGCAGCCAGACGAUGACCCAGACUACAACCACAAGCAGCCAGAUGAUGACCACACACUACAACCACAAGCAGCCAGGAGAUGACCACAGACUACAACCACAAGCAGCCAGACGAUGACCACAGACUACAACCACAAGCAGCCAGAUGAUGACCACAGACUACAACCACAAGCAGCCAGAAGAUGACCACAGACUACAACCGCAAGCAGCCAGAUGAUGACCACAGACUACAACCGCAAGCAGCCAGAUGAUGACCACAGACUACAACUACAAGCAGCCAGAUGAUGACCACAGACUACAACCACAAGCAGCCAGGAGAUGACCACAGACUACAACCACAAGCAGCCAGACGAUGACCACAGACUACAACCACAAGCAGCGAGACGAUGACCACAGACUACAACCACAAGCAGCCAGACGAUGACCACAGACUACAACCACAAGCAGCCAGACGAUGACCACAGACUACAACCACAAGCAGCCAGAUGAUGACCAAAUACUACAACCACAAAGCAGUCAGGAGAUGACCACAGACUACAACCACAAGCAGCCAGGAGAUGACCACAGACUACAACCACAAGCAGCCAGACGAUGACCACAGACUACAACCACAAGCAGCCAGACGAUGACCACAGACUACGACCACAAGCAGCCAGGAGGUGACCACAGACUACAACCACAAGCAGCCAGACGAUGACCACAGACUACAACCACAAGCAGCCAGACGAUGACCCAGACUACAACCACAAGCAGCCAGACGAUGACCACAGACUACAACCACAAGCAGCCAGAUGAUGACCACAGACUACAACCACAAGCAGCCAGACGAUGACCACAGACUACAACCACAAGCAGCCAGACGAUGACCACAGACUACAACCACAAGCAGCCAGAUGAUAACCACAGACUACAACCACAAGCAGCCAGGAGAUGACCACAGACUACAACCACAAGCAGCCAGAUGAUGACCACAGACUACAACCGCAAGCAGCCAGAUGAUGACCACAGACUACAACUACAAGCAGCCAGAUGAUGACCACAGACUACAACCACAAGCAGCCAGAUGAUGACCACAGACUACAACCACAAGCAGCCAGAUGAUGACCACAGACUACAACCACAAGCAACCAGGAGAUGGUUGGAUGGAAAUGAACCUAAAAAUUGUUGGUAUUUGUUUUGGGUGUAGGAUAUAACUGUACAGUACAGGUAUAUACAUGAAGUACCCACCUUAUGCAAUAGGCAUGCAACCAACAAAGCAAUCUCCACAGUUUACAUGUUAAACUUCAUCAGAAUCUUAAUUUAUGACAGUUCGGAACUUUAGGCCAUAUAUUUACUGCAGUGUAUAGAUUUUUUUUUUAUCAGGAAUUUCAAGGAGUAUUUUUUUCAAGGUAGUGACAGUUCCUUCGCCAAACGCUCGGCAUCAGGCGUGAAUGUUACAGGUCUUCGAAGAUGACCUUAACAAUAGAUGUCCAUUGUCACAGUAGAUGUGGCACGCACAAGAAACCUUGCUGCUCAAUAUGCAAUGGUCUUAUACGCUGAGCAUAGGCCUAAAUUUGAAGCCCUUCACCAGUAUUGAUGAUUAUCUCCAUAUGGGUGAAAAAAUCUCAAGAGAGACUUUAGAACAAGAUACAAUCGAUCAAUACAAUCACUUACAGUGAUCCCCCGUUAUAACGCCAACAUUUUUACCUCUGCAAUUUUGGCAUUAUAACGGGGGUGGCAUUAUAUCAGGGGAGGGGGGUAUGUGUACAGUUGUCAUAAGAAAUCAAACAAAUUUUAUCUACUACAUGCUUUGAAUGCCUGGCCUGGAUAAUCCUGGCAUCCAGUGGUCGAAAAUGACUUGUAAUGGUAGGGGUAUUUAAUGAUUUCUAGUUUUUGUUUUAUGUCCAACACGCUUAGACUUAGGUGUGCCCGCCAUACUUAGAUUUCAAAAACAAUACUGCAUAUCUGAACUCAGUUGAUUAUAAUUCACGUAACUUAUUAUCUGCUCCAAACUUUGAUACCUUGAUGACUAAUGGUAGAUAAUUGCUUAAGCCUACUCACUGAAAUUUUCCUGCCGUUGAUUGGCGAUAAAUAGAGGGGGUGAUUAUAAUGGAACUAAAUGGAAGCUAAAAGCUCAAGUGAGCUUUUCUGAUCACCCGUAUUCCGGCAUCCGUCCGUCUGUCUGUCCGUCCGUUUGUAAACUUUUAACAUUUUUGACUUCUUCUCAAAAACCACUGGGCCAAUUUCAACCAAAGUUGGCACAAAACAUCCUUAGGUAAAGGGAAUUCUAAAUUGUUAAAAUAAAGGACCAGGCCACCUUACAAGGGGAGAUAAUCAAGAAAAGGUAAAAAUAGGGUAGGGUCAUUAAAAAAAAUCGUCUUCUCAAGAACCACUGGGCCAGAAAAGAUGAAAUUUAUAGAUAAGCUUUAUUAGGUAGUGCAGAUUCUAAAUUGGUAAAAUCAUGGCCCCCGGGGGUUGGGUGGAACCACAAUAGAGGAUCAAAGUUUUACAUACAAAUUAUAGGAAAAAUCUGUAAAAAUCUUCUUCUCAAGAACCACUGAGCCAGAAAAGCUGAGAUUUAUAUGGAAGCUUUCUGACGUAGUGUAGAUUCAUGUUAGUUCAAAUCAUGGCCCCCGGGGUUAGGAUGGGGCCACAAUAGGGGAUCAAAGUUUUACAUACAAAUAUAUAGGAAAAAUCUUUAAAAAUCUUCUUCUCAAGAACCAUUGGGCCAAAGAAGUUGACAUUUACUUGAAAGAUUUCUGACAUUGUGUAGAUUCAAAUUUGCAAAAAUCAUGGCCUCCAGGGGUAGGUUGGGGCCAUUAAAGGGACUAAGGUUUUACAUGCAAAUAUAUAUGGAAAGUCUUCAGAUAUGGGCCAAGGUGACUCAAGUGAGCGAUGUGGCCCAUUGGCCUCUUGUUUUUGAAUUGUGAUCCGCACGUCACUAGGAAGUGGGAGCACGGCGUUAUACUGAUGCACUCAAGAUUUACGAGUUCAAUGAGAAAUAAUUUUAUUAUUCAAUUUAAAGUUAGGAAAUACAAUAUUCUAUGAUUUAUAUAUUCUAAAGUUCAAUUAAUUUAGAUCUUUAAAAUUUUUGUAAAUCUGCCACUUGGUAGAAACUGGGAGUACAAGUUAUUUUGUUGUUACAAGGUGAAGGCCAUGCAGUUGAUCUGAGUGUGUAUUGAAUUUGAAGACCAGAACAGAAAUUUGUAUAUGCCUUUUUUCUCAUACCUUCCUUCAAAAAAUUUAUUGAUUGAUUGAUGUUUUCCGCCACACUCAACAAUUUUUCAGUUAUAUGGUGGCACCCAGUUUUUAUUGGUGGAAGAGAGAACCCAGAUACAAUGUACCUGGGAAGAGACCACCGACCUUCCACAAGUAAACUGGGAAACUUUCUCACUUACCGGCGCGAGAGGGAUUUGAACCCGCGCCGACAGAGGUAAGAGGCCGUGUGAUUUUGAGCAUGAUGCUCUAACCACUACGCCACGGAGGCCCCCUCAAAAAAUUGUCCUUUGAAUGAAUUGCAUGACUGCCUUGGCUUGUUAUACCCCCUGCAAGCGAAGUUUUGAGAUGGGGGGGGGGGUAUAUUGGAAUCACCCUGCCUGUCUGUAGAUGUGAUUUUGUCUGUGCAUGUUUUUAAAAAGUAAUGCAUGAAUUCUGAUGAAAAUUAAAGCAACAUUUUCAAUGAAAAAAUAAUAUAUUACUACUAGAUGACCAUUUGAUUAGACAGCUUCUGUUUUGAUCUGAGGAUGUAUGUAUUAUCUAUCAUAUAGUGUGUGGGUACGUAUUAGUCCCGAAAGGACUGUGCAUGCAGUUCUAGUUUUGAUUAGAAGAAACAAUUUUCUAUGAUAUCACUUUUCUAGAAAUGGGCAAAAUUGUUUAGUUUCUGGAAAGAUAAUGUGGAUGUUAAGAUAUGAUUCUACUUUGUCACCUUCAGGAACUAUAAUGUUCUGAAUCUCAAUUUUGCAAAACGGAAAUAAGUAAAGAAGUCUGUAUCAUUUGUGCUGACACAGGGAGAGGAAGUGACUUUUACGAUACUUAUAAUUUUACUUUGGAUUGGAAAUUCAUGGAAAUGUGUUCUGCUUUAUUAUAUAAGUGCAUGGAUUUCCUGAAGAAAAAAAUCUAAUACCUAAGUUUGAGUUUUGCUCUAUUUGAGCAUUCAAAAUUUGAGUAAACUCUCAGACUUAUAAAGUCCAAAUUUGGACUUAAGUAAUUCUUUUCGAAAAAUCCAGGCUUGAAUGUUUGAUCUUGUUUAAUGAUCGAUAUACCAUGUACAUGUAACUGUAUAUGGAUACUUUAAAAUGAGCUACAAUGAGCCCAGAGGCUCUGGGUGACACCCCUGCCUAAGAGCAGAUAAUACAGCUGAUGGAAACUUGAUAUUAGUUGAUACCUGGAAAAAUUAUGGCCAGAUUCCAAAUGGGAUUGAUUUUUAUGCUUCAUUUUAUUUACAUCCUAAUUCCUGCUCAAUAUUUUUCUGGUCGGAACUCAUUUAAAUAAUUUGCUUCAAAUCCCAGUUGGUAUACAUACAUUUGACGCCCAUAAACCUCAUAUCUUCUUAACAGUGAGAGAAUAUGAAACUGCCAGAUUCCAACCAAAAAAAGUAAUGGAAAACCCUUUCCAAUCACUUCUCUCUUAUUGGCAGAAAAUUUUUGUAUGGAUAUUGGAAAUCAAUGAUAAAGUGAUUAUAUAUCUAAAUGAAAAAUCUUAUUAUUCUUAACAGCUGUGAUAUUUUAUGAAAACAUAUUUUUACUGCUUAUAUAUAUCGGAUAUAAAAAUGUAGUGUCUGUCAAAUGGGAUGUUAAGGAUCACAACCCCUUAUCACUUAAAAUAUUGUUUCAAAUCACUAGGAGCUGUCAGGGAAACUCAAAAACCCAUCAUUUUAUAUUCAAUUAACCACCAUUAAAUGGUUAAAAUAUUGCUAACAGUGUGGCAUUAGUAAACCCAAAAUAAUCAAAGAAUUAUCCCUACAAUGAGCAAUACUUUGUAGGAACACUUAACACUUGAUAAAUGUACUGUUAUUUAAAAUCUUAACUAAUUGAAAUGAUAUUAAUGAGGAUGUGAAUUAUUUAAAAUGAUAAGGUGUGGUACUAUUAAUCAUGUUUGUUAAUUAAACUCACUGGUUUCAUCAACAUUCAUUGAAUACCAUUGUUUUUUGUUUAUUUAGAUGUUGAAAAGGUUUGCACCCGACAUUUGGAGUUAUACUGUCAAUUUUUUUGGACGUUGAAGGAGAAUUAGGAAAUUCUAAUUGAAAAGAAAAACUGGGGUUGCAAUGUUUGUUAUUGAACUACAGUGUUCUAAACAUGACCUUUUUGCACUUAAAUUUUAUUCAAUUAAACUUGAUUUGUCUGUUGGACCAGUGUCAACACAAUAUACAUGUAAAACUUAUACGGUACCAAUUUUGAUGCACCAGAUGCGCAUUUCGACAAAUAAUGUCUCUUCAGUGAUGCUCAACCGAAAUGUUUGAAAUCCGAAAUAACUAUGAAAUUUUAGAGCUAAAUAUAGCCAAAAACAGUGUGCCAAAAAAGUGGAGCCAAAACAGAAAUCAAUCAUUGCAUCAGAUAGAUAUAUAAUUAUGUCUUCUAACAAUAGCUGUCAGAUUAAAAAAAAUUAAUACAAGUAAUGGAAAUAAAUAAUGACCUUUUUGCAAUUGAUAUACCAAAAGAAAUUCAUGAUAUCAAAUUUGAGAGUUUAGGAAGACAUAUUAGGAGUAUAAUGUCAAUUUCUAAAAUUUCACAUAAUUUUCAAGGUCUUGUCUUUAAAUUUGAAAUUGACCUUUAAAAAAGUUGGGGUUGGAGACCAAAUUUUAAAUUAUUGGUGAAAAUAUUGAAUUUUUAAACAAAAAUUUUGAGUAAAUUAAUUUAAAUUUUUUAAAGAAUCGAUGUUCUGUUUGGAAUAAUAUAUCAACUAAAUUAAUAAAUUACAACAUUUGAUCUAGUUCCAAGUCUCAGCUACUUGUAUCAUAAAUCAUGAAACUGGAAUACACGUAUACGAGUAUAAAAAUAGAAGAUAUGUUAGAUGAAACAGAAACUAUACAUUAAUAUCACGCAGAUUUAGAACUUUUUUAUUAAUCAAUCUUUCCGCCACAAAAUACAGUGAUCCUUCGUUAUAGCGCCAACAUUUGUACCUCAGCAAUUUAGGCAUUAUAUAGGGGGGAGGGGUUAUGUGUUCAUCUGUCAGUUUGUGAGUUUAAACAUUUUCCAAUAACAAAGGGUUUCAUUUUAUUUACUUUUUUUUUUUUUUUGGUACACGAAACAUCCUCAAAUAUAAAUUCCCUAGUUAUUUUCCCCGAUGUUUGAAGAAUAUCUCAUACAGUCCGUCUUUUCACAUCAAUUUUCCAUAAUUCCAUAAAAUAGUUUGAAUUGUAUUGCUGUGAUCGCUUUAGAUUUGCUUCAUGGUAUUUAAUGAUUUCCAGUUUUUGUUUUAUAUCCAAGAUAACAUUUUUAAAUUUCAGUGUGUCCACCAUACUCAGAUUCCAAAAACAAGAUUACAGAUUUGAACUCAGAUGAUUAUAAUUUACGUAACUUAUUAUCUGCUCCAAACGUUGAUACAUGUACCUGGAGAACUAACGGUGGAUAAUUGGUUAAGCCUGCUUACUGAAAUUUUCCUGCUGUUGAUUGGCGAUAAUUAGUGGAGUUGAUUUUAACAGUAAUUGACCAAAUCGUACCUGUAAAUACGUUGGCGGAUGGCGGUGUUCGGGGGAUGGCGUUAUAACAGGGUUUUACAUAGUGAGGAAAACGGGACUUUGAACAUUUUUGGCAAUAUGUUUGGAUGGCAUUAUAACGGGGGGCCAAUAUAAUGAGGGAUCACUGUAUAGUCCCUACAAAACCCUUUCAAAGUUUUGAUUGACACAUUUUUUUCAACUGGAUAUUGGAUUUAGUAAUAGAUGUAUAAUAUGUUUGCACCAAUGGGAUCAGUAUUGAACCAGUAAAUACUUAGUUGUAGCUUCCUGCGCAGUUGUGCUCAAAAGCUCAGGAUGUAUUACUUCCUUAAGUCAAUCUACAAAAUAAAAUAUUCAUUGAUGUGUGUUGCCUCCGUUAGUAAAGAAUCCAAUUCCAUAAAUUCAAAUGUCCUUGAAACUGCGCAUUAACUUGGCUAAGAACUAAAAAUUGAUGCCCUCAAAAUAUCGAUAACACUGUAGAUAUUCCGUGGGAAUACUGAUAUUUAACAUUUCGUGGCCAAAUGAUUUGCACACAUUAAAAUACAAAAAUGUAUUGCUAUAAGUAUAAAGUAUUUUUUAUUCAUCAUUAUACUUAUAAUUUUAAAAUGGUAUCAGUUGAAUUAUUGUUUCCUGCUGCUGGGGGACUCAUGGCCAAAAGUGUCCAUGGUAACAUUGGUAAGAAAAACUCACGAGGUAUUAAUUUCCUAAAAUCGAUAGAUGGAUAUCCUUGCAUGCAAAAUGAUUAUUUGAUUUUAAUUGUUAUGUUUUUAGAUGGAAAAUAGCUUUCCAUUUAGAGGUAUAGGGAUGAAUCCCGGCCUUCUUGUAAUUCUUCAGAUUUUCUCUACAGAACCAACUAUAGCUACCUUAAAGGGGCACAAUUUGAGCUGAAAAUUUUCAUUUUUUUUUUUUUUUUUUUUUUUUUUUUUAUUGUUUACAAUGCUUAACUAAUUUAAAGUAUUUCUAAUGGCUGACCAAAAUUUGAAUAUCAGUUUUUGAGUUGUAAGUGGGAUACAGCACUCGCAAUUCUUUUUCUUGUACUAUGAUUAUUAGACCAAAAAAUUAAAUUAUCAAUGUCAUUAUUUCAUUACCCAGACGGUGAUCGUUUCACAAAAGAUAUCGAUUUGAAAUACAAAAAAGAAAAAUUUUUAAAGAAGAAAAAAUCCGAUCAUCAUACUGCACAGACUUCAUUUACGAAACAAUUUAUGUUUAAUAUUCCAUGCAAGUAAACGAGACUGUUAAUUCACAAUAUAAUGCACAAUCGUAUCAUAACUCCAUACUGCAGAAGGCCGGGGUUCGAAUUUUUUUUUGUUAUUAUGAUAAAAUUGUGUCCUGAAAACCAAGUUUUGAAAAAAGCGCAAUAUAUUGUAGAUGGGCUAGAAUAUACAACAAAAAUAUCUCCAACAAAUAACAUUCAAUUCCUAAGUCCGAAAUCCAAACCUGAAACACACAUGAGGAUUUUGGACUUUGACAUAUAUUCGACUAAUGGCUGAAUUUUAGAAAUAAAAUUUCUAAGUUCAAAAUCCUAACGUGAGAAUCACAUGAGAAUUACAGACUUAGUCAAAAUCAAGUAGCAACUCAGCAUAAUUUAUUUUCAAACGUGAGUUUCACAUUUGAAAUUCUUUCAUCAAGUUAGAAGAGAAGAGAUCAAACAUACUCUCAUGAGUUCUCAUGAUAGUUGCCUCAUUUGCAUACUGUUCAAACCUCACUCACAGUUGAAUCCCAUUUGAUUCUUGGAUGUGAUGAGGUUAGGUCUGUAUGGGAUGUACAUACAGACUUAAGAAUGAAAGUUAUCAAGUUCAAACCUUCCAAAUCCAUUCAAGAUAAAAAUAUUUUCAGAUGAUGUUUCACUUCAAAAUAAAAUGAAAGUGAAGUAUACGUCUCAAAAGGCGACACAUGAUCUAAACUUGGAAAGAUCUCGGGAGAAACAAAAUGGAGGAUGUGCGGUCUAGUGAUACUGCAUCAACAUCUAGUGCUUCUUGCGACUUCUCAUCUCCUCCUUCCCGUGAAAGAAAAAAGAGAGACGGGGUUUUUUGUAAGAAUGAAGGCGUGAAAUCUAGACGACAAAGUUCCAAAUCCUCUGACACCGAUUACAAUUGGGAAUCAAAAAAGUCGGAGAAACAGACACAAAUAUCAAACUGGACGAAAGAGAAAGCUGAGGCAUACGGACUGUUUUAUGAGAAGGAGGCAUCAACAUUUUCAGAUUUUUAUGACCUGUUUAGUCAAUGCGGGGGGAAAAGUAGAUAUGGGUUUAUUUAUCCACUGGAUGGAGAGGAGAAAACUAUGUUGGAUUCUUUAAUAAGUCAAAUCAAUGAAA